AUGGUGAAAUCUUUGUUCAACAUCUGUUUGUCAGCUGUAUGUCAGCAUCAACUCAACGAUCAUCUGGCUUUGAUACCAAUCGAAUGUAAACAGAAACUUCUUGAAUUCUUCACUAAUCAUGAUCAGUUGGCCGCGUUGGAUUGCGAUCGUCUAGUGUCGUCGCCAACGUUUGCCGACAACCUCACCGAGCUCAAAUUCUAUCUGAGCGAAGAUCUCUCCGAUUCGAUGUUAGCCGCUUUGACCGCCAACAACAAACGCCUCGAACGGAUCACUCUCGUAGAAUGUCCACGCGUUACUGAUAAGGGUGUACGAACGGUGACCUCCGGUCAAAAGAACCUGCUGCAGCUCGAACUCCGGGCAAUGUAUCAGCUGACUGACGCUGGUCUCACAGAUGUCAAAUGCCCUUUCUUGCAUACGG
This is a messenger RNA of Cooperia oncophora, 418 nucleotides long. NCBI's taxonomy places the organism in Eukaryota, Metazoa, Nematoda, Chromadorea, Rhabditida, Trichostrongylidae. The record is from the annotation of a GenBank genome assembly.